Molecule: messenger RNA, 3220 nt
Organism: Paramisgurnus dabryanus
Lineage: Eukaryota; Metazoa; Chordata; Actinopteri; Cypriniformes; Cobitidae
Source: RefSeq, a predicted model, not a curated record
CGCGCGAGGGUACACAACACGCGACUUUCUACACAGCUGACAGUGAAUGCAGUAAUAAACAUAAAACAUCUGCUUUAUACAAACACUAAACAUCUGAUGCGGCUUUAUAUCCAUUGGCAUCGAGACAGCAAACCGAUUACUGAUCAUUACACAGGAUGAUGGAGAGGAAACUAAUCUGACUUUAUAUUUGUCCUGCUUCAAAAAUGGACAGCUGAUGGUGUAAAAGAGGAAGUAUAACGACAAACUGCCCUCAUUCACAGGGGCCACAAGGCAAACACAUCAGGCAACAGUUUUACACAAGUUGACUGUCCUGAGAACAGUAAUGGCUGCUUACGGACAGACGCAGUACAGCCCUGCGUUACAGCCAGCAGGACCUUACACAGCUUACACGCAUCCAACACAGAGCUAUAGUAUGACAUCAUACAAUAUAAAGUCAGAAGAUGGUGUGAGCCAUUCACCAGGUCAAAGCAGUUUACUGGGUUACACGACUAACUUCAGCGCAACUCCACCCAGUCAAGCUCUCUACAGUUAUUCAACACACGGCGGCAGCAUUUCUUCUGGAAUUUUCCAGGGAGCAAACGGGAUCGCAGGAUCAACGCCAUUCAGUCCCACACAGCAGGACUUCUCAGCGUAUUCAAGCUACAGUCAAAGUCAAUAUUCGCCGUACUACAACACACACUACAACAGUCCAUACCUCACAACCAGCAACAUCACGCCGUCAGCCAUCACCACAGCGAUACCCUACCAACAUCCAGAGCAUCCUGCUGUAUCCACCAAUCACAGCCCAGAUUCACACACAGGAGAGUACCACGCUCCCACGAGUCCUCAGACUCCAGGAAAGGAACAGGACGGCGUUCCGACUCGACGCUGCUCAGACGUGAAGCUGAGAGGCAGGAAACGAGUCAAUGACCCCGUACCCCCUCUGGACUCUGACAUUGAGAGAGUGUUUAUCUGGGACCUGGAUGAAACCAUCAUCAUUUUCCAUUCGCUCCUCACUGGGACAUUUUCCACGCGAUUCGGCAAGGAUUCUGCCAAAGCGGUUUCUCUUGGGCUGUGGAUGGAAGAGAUGAUCUUCAAUUUGGCUGAUUCACGUCUCUUUUUCAACGACCUGGAGGAAUGUGACCAAGUUCACAUCGAUGAUGUGGCCUCAGAUGACAAUGGGCAGGACUUGAGUACUUAUAACUUUGGCACAGAUGGCUUCCAGAGCCCAGCAGGCGGUGGCACGCUCUGUUUAGGUUCAGGUGUUCAUGGAGGGGUCGACUGGAUGAGGAAACUCGCUUUCCGCUAUCGAAGAGUAAAGGAGAUCUAUAACACAUACAAGAAUAAUGUAGGAGGUUUGUUGGGAAGUCCGAAGCGAGAGGAAUGGUUACAGUUGAGGAGAGAGAUGGAGGUUUUGACAGACCUGUGGCUCACACAAGCACUAAAGGCUCUCGCUCUUAUCAACUCCAGGCCAAACUGCGUGAAUGUGAUGGUGACGACCACACAACUCAUUCCGGCUCUUUCCAAAGUGCUCCUCUAUGGUCUUGGUGCCGCUUUUCCCAUCGAAAACAUCUACAGUGCCACCAAAACAGGUAAAGAAAGCUGUUUUGAGCGAGUGACUCAGAGGUUUGGUCGGCGAGCCGUGUACGUGGUCGUAGGAGAUGGCGUAGAGGAGGAGACAGUCGCAAAAAAGAAAAACAUGCCCUUCUGGAGGGUGACGUGCAGGGCCGACCUGGAGGCAUUGAGUCACGCACUUGAGCUGGACUACCUCUAGAGAGCAGCAUCUGCUCGCCAACACUUCAUCCGCCUGCCUACCGCUGUGAUGCAGACAUGUGCGCUUGACACAAAUCACAUGACCAAGCCAAGGACUGCAGAGCCAAUCAGCAGGGAGUGGCACUCUGACUGGAAACAUUUGCUUCAAAUCAAUCCAAGAUCAACGUUUAUGUCUCUUUCUCGCUUUCCACCUGAGACGAGUAUCGUUUCUUUCAAUUUCUUCUUCUUAACCACAGCACUGCACUGAAAACAGACCUGAGAUUUGUCAUAAAGAAUUCAAGGCAUUGGCUAUGUUCAUGCGACCCUUUUCUAGUAGGCAUUAUAUGUAUCGACUGUACUGUAUGUAUUGACUAUUGACCUACAAAAUUGGAGUGCAUACUGUGUUGCAAACUGCAAUGCAAUGCAAUGUGGUUGACUUGACUUUCUCAUCUCCUUCUUGAUUUAUUGUUUGGACUGUGAGAUCAACCCUAGAAAAUAUUUGUUUCAGGAUGCCACCCGGACAUAUUGAGGUCAUGCGAUUACAGGGAUGCAUACUACUGUUUGAAGAGUUUAACGCUGCAAAAUGUUUAAUGUUUCACUAACUUUUAUAAAAAAAAAAAAAAGAUUUAUUGAGGGCAGUAUACAGUGUAUACUUGAAGUAUGCAGUAAUGUUUCUUUUCCAAACAUAGCCGUAGUUACAGUAUCAAAAUCACAUAUAAGGAAUGGGUUUAGCUGUUUGGUGUUAAACACUAUUACAAAUCCAUAAACAGGGGUCUACAGAUGAAAGAUUUUUGAUUUACAAAUUUAAAAUGUAUGUUUUUUUAUCUGAUGAGUUGCAGAAGAUUGACAAUCAGAAACAUUUCACAAAAAUGUUUGGGAAUUUUUAAGUGUUAAUAAAAAUAAUAUGAGAAAAAUUUAACUGAUAGUUCGAAGUAUAAAUAAAAUACUAAACUGAUUGAAUAUUGCACCAUACUUCAGCUGAUAACAAUGAAUGAAUGAAAUUUAUAUGCUAUUGUACUUUAACCAUAUAACUAAUCCCACACCUUUAUAUGAGUACAAAGUACUGUAAAUCCAGCUAGUUCAAUCCAGAACGACCCUAAAGAACUAGAUUUCAAGAGAAAACUAACCAUUAUAGCCAAUAGCUACUGAUAGAAAAACACAAUCAUAUUAACUUAAACAUCUCUCUCUCUCUCUCUCUCUCUCUCUCUCUCUCUCUCUCUCUCUCUCUCUCUCUCUCUCUCUCUCUCUCUCUCUCUCUCUCUCUCUCUCUCUCUCUCUCUCUCUCUCUCUCUCUCUCUCUCUCUCUCUCUCUCUCUCUCUCUCUCUCUCUCUCUCGUGCUGGAACACUUUACUGUAUGUGGUUUGUUACUGGAUGUAUAUUUCUUUAAUGUCUCUUUUACUCUGAGGUUUAUAUAUACUGUAUACUGUAUCUACUUCCCUGAUCAUACAGCAUCUGUAGGACUUUUCUCUGACCUGCAUGUGUUCAUCA